AUGGGUGGCGCCGACGGCGGUGGGAGGAACGGCGGGGCGGCGACGAGGCGGUACAACAGGUCCACGGUGCCGAGGCUGAGGUGGACGAGCGAGCUCCACCGCAGCUUCGUCCGAGCCGUCGACUGCCUCGGCGGGCCGGACAAAGCCACUCCGAAGCUCAUUCUACAGCUCAUGGAUGUCAGAGGGCUCACCAUUGCCCAUGUCAAGAGUCACCUUCAGAUGUACAGAAGUUCAGGACACGACAUGAGAAAGAGAGAGAUGCAACCACGGCUAGGACAUCUGAAGCACUCAUUCACCAUUGAUGGAGGAGGCCCCAAGGAAUUCUUCUGCCCACCCAUGAAAAGGGCAAAGGCAGGGGCAGAAGCUCCAGCCACGGCCAUGCACGAAAGAAUGCAGGGGAACAGUGACAUGGGGGCUGCUGGCGCCCGGCGCUGCAGCGAUGAUUACACGCAAGCGGUGCCCGUGGGCAGCAGGAGGAUAACCGAGUGCCCCGGCUUGCCAUGGCAGAGGGAGGCCUCUGCUGCUUCUGCACUGCAAGAGCUGGGAUUUUGGGUGCGAGGAACCGAGCCCUUCAAGAUUGGCAGGCCCAUAGCAAAUCGUCUCAGCCCUGUAGUGAGGCCGCUAUCUUCGAAGGAGAUCAAGUGCGAAGACAGAUGCUUCUUGUUUGGCACUGCCACUAGAGACGAACCGGCCAAGAGACGUUCACCGUCGCAACCGCCAGCCUCCAUUGACCCAAAAGCGGCUGUGGCCGCAGUGUCUUCCUUGCCCAGUGAAGGCAGCUGCGUCCUCUCGCCGCCGCCGCCGUCGACGAGCUUCAAUGGAUGCUCAAGGCCAGGCAGAGGCAGCUGCUUAUUUGCCGGGCAGAGGAUUAACCUGAACCUUUCCCUAUCAAUAUGCGGAUCAUAGCUUAAUCAAUGUGCCGGAUUUUGUACAUUAAACGUAUCCAUGUCGCAUGCUCCUGUAUUUUUUUUUCUUCUGGUGCUGUAGUUUGUUUCCACUGGUAGCUUGGCACAAAUUGAGGAGUAACUAGUUGUCGAGAAUUUAAGCGCCUUAGCAAAGAUCUUAGGAAUGACAGUUCACAAGUUCCAUUGUAUGGAUGUGGCAAAGGCAAAACUGUCUGCUGGAAGUGACCGGCAAAACAGAAGCAUGAACCAAGACAGAUCAGCCCACAAACUUAGGACACUUUCAGUGAUCCAUGUAGGCCAAAUGUAGGUGCCCCAUGAGGAAUACAGUGCUGCUGUCAGCCUGUCCUUACUGUUCCUCCCAUUCUGCCCCCUUACUUCGGCUGGCAGCUCCUGUACCUGCAGGGGUUUCCUCAAGUCCUGAACAAAGGAGAUUCUCCAUGCCCUUAAAAUGUUUCUGCUUUCUUGAAAGCAUUCAAAGCAAGGAUUUUAUGUCAAAGGAGUUUCGGAAUGUACCAAGAAGUAUCUAAUGCGAAGUGCCUCAUCAUGCUGCAUGCCUCUUGUAAUUUUCAUAUCAGAUAUGUCAGAGCAUAGGUUUAACAGCAAAGAUGACUCAAUUGAGGCCAGUCUAUACGAGCAAUGUACUCAUGAGUCAUGACUAUGCAAGUAUGCAUGAUGCCUUCCUCUCCCUCCCUGCUGAAAUGAAACAACAGAAUGAUUAAAACAUCAGUCAUCUCAUGUGCGUGCGUGUGUUGUCUAUGUCGUCUACAUUUGAGCUGGCGUUUGUUAAAAAGCCUAAGAGCCAGGGGCAAAGCUAGUUGACACCGACCAC
Panicum hallii is the source of this 1734-nucleotide messenger RNA. RefSeq lists its product as uncharacterized. The transcript is spliced from 6 exons. Gene Ontology annotation, molecular function: DNA binding; DNA-binding transcription factor activity. Lineage: Eukaryota; Viridiplantae; Streptophyta; Magnoliopsida; Poales; Poaceae. The coding region runs from base 1 to 906 and encodes 301 amino acids. The record is from RefSeq and is a predicted model, not a curated record.